AUCCCUAUCCAAAACGAUGGCGAAGCGCAGGCGGACACCAGGGUCGAUGCCAGCGGCGAGGACGAACUGACGUGGCGAAGCAACGUGCAGCAGCUCCAGAGCGAGGCCCAAAACCUGGACAUGAGCAAUAUUCUGGAUGACAGCCCAGGUGUCACCACGCGUUGCAAAAAGGUUGACACGAUCAAGCAGGUGAGCAAGAGAGCAUGUGUAGGCCUACUUGAUGAUAACCGACUUGCACCUCUCAUCGCUUUUGCUCUUACAGGCGCACGAGAUCGAUGCCUUGGUUGA
This is a messenger RNA of Tilletiaria anomala UBC 951, 288 nucleotides long. RefSeq lists its product as uncharacterized. The annotation marks the transcript as partial. The record is from RefSeq and is a predicted model, not a curated record. The transcript has a single exon. Lineage: Eukaryota; Fungi; Basidiomycota; Exobasidiomycetes; Georgefischeriales; Tilletiariaceae.